GAAUUGCCAUAUGUGUUCAAUAUUUGCACCUGCAGCUAAGCCUUGCAUCAGUGUAAGCAAUGGCAAAUUCCCAUCUCGAAAAUCUACAGUUACAAGAGCUGAAGUGGCCAUGUCUCCCCAGCAAAAAAGCACAGGCAUUUUCCCAGCAUUGGCAAUGCAUGGCAUUCCUUUUGCUGAUUUACAUGUACAGGAAAUUGUAGAAAGGCAGUCUAAAAACUUAGCCAGGGAAGAUACUCGAGAAAAGCCGCAGUUCCACCCUAAGUUUCUUGCAGAAGCAUACGAAAGGUGCAGGGACAUUUGUGCAGAAUAUGCCAAGACCUUCUAUCUAGGAACUUUGCUAAUGACCAAGGAGCGACAGAAAGCGAUAUGGGCAAUAUAUGUUUGGUGCAGGAGAACAGAUGAACUCGUCGAUGGCCCUAAUGCUGGUCAUAUGAGCUCUGCGGUUCUUAAUAGGUGGGAAGACAGACUGCAAGACAUUUUCAAUGGACGCCCUUAUGACAUGCUCGAUGCUGCACUAACGGAUACUGUUUUCAAGUUCCCUUUAGACAUCAAGUCAUUUAGGGACAUGAUCGAAGGAAUGAGAAUGGAUACAGGGAAAUGUCGCUAUAAAAACUUUCAAGAACUCUACCUUUACUGCUACUAUGUGGCUGGAACAGUUGGCCUAAUGAGUGUUCCAGUGAUGGGAAUUGCACCAGAAUUUCCAGUUUCUGCUCAAACUAUAUAUAAUGCAGCUCUCUACUUGGGUAUUGGAAAUCAACUGACCAACAUUCUCAGAGAUGUGGGAGAGGAUGCUUCAAGAGGGAGAGUUUAUCUUCCACAAGAUGAGCUUGCACAGUUUGGAUUAUGCGACGAGGAUGUUUUCACAGGGAAAGUCACUGAUAGGUGGAGAGAGUUCAUGAAAGAGCAGAUAACAAGGGCAAGGCUCUACUUCAACCUGGCAAAGGUGGGAGCUUCUCAGCUUGACAAGGCUAGCCGUUGGCCAGUAUGGACAUCCUUACUAUUGUAUCGUAAGAUCUUGGAUGCAAUCGAAGAUAACGAUUACGAUAACUUGACAAAACGAGCUUAUGUUGGGAGUACUAAGAAACUUCUCAUGUUGCCUCUAGCUUACACUAGAUCUCUAUCUGCACCUAGCUUGAUCCUUAACUAAUAGUUUUUUGUAAAUGCGAGUUGUAAAACAUGUGUAUCUUUACUUUGAAAGACUAGAAUCUUGUUCUGUCCGAUUAUUGAAAUUGCUUGCAACAUAUAUAUAAGGGAAGAACUUGGGA
This is a messenger RNA of Quercus lobata, 1265 nucleotides long. Its product is annotated as phytoene synthase 2, chloroplastic-like. The transcript is spliced from 6 exons. Gene Ontology annotation, molecular function: geranylgeranyl diphosphate synthase activity; squalene synthase [NAD(P)H] activity. Gene Ontology annotation, biological process: biosynthetic process. The record is from RefSeq and is a predicted model, not a curated record. NCBI's taxonomy places the organism in Eukaryota, Viridiplantae, Streptophyta, Magnoliopsida, Fagales, Fagaceae. The coding region runs from base 11 to 1147 and encodes 378 amino acids.